Molecule: messenger RNA, 2025 nt
Organism: Boeremia exigua
Lineage: Eukaryota; Fungi; Ascomycota; Dothideomycetes; Pleosporales; Didymellaceae
Product: WD40-repeat-containing domain protein
Exons: 3
Coding region: 1-2025 (674 amino acids)
Cellular component (GO): nucleus
Molecular function (GO): protein binding
Source: RefSeq, a predicted model, not a curated record
AUGCCGUUCCACCACAGCAACCAGCAGCAGCAGCAGUUCACGCUCGCGGCCGGCCUGGGCCAGGCGGCGCAAUUGGGCUCGAUCGGGUCGCCCCACGGCAAUCUCAGAGUGGCCACCGCAGGCACGACGAGCGCCGGUACUGACGCAUUUGCUGCCCCCGGCUCGGCCGCGCCCGACGAGCAGCACGCCGCACCGCCCGCCGCCCAGCAGCAGCAGCAGCAGCAGCAGCCGCCGCCGUCGCAGUCGCAGUCGCAGUCGCAGAUGUACGGCGGCCCGGCGCCCAACGUCGGCCUCCAGCAGGCCACGCCCCAGGGCGCCCACUACAGCACGCCCGCAUCUCUGCCGUCCCUGCCGGGCAGCCUCCAGCCCGCGCAGCGCCCCGGCCCAGCGUCCGCGAACACGGCGCCCUCGGUGCCGACGCAGAACAUCGCCAGCAACGCCAACUCGUACACGCUGCCCACGCGCUCCAACACCAUCCAGUCGCAGCCCGCCUCCGCCCACACCUACUCGCGCUCGAGCCCCGCCGGCAUGGGCCCCGACCAGAAGUACAUCCCGUUCUCGAACACCCCUGAGCAGUCCAAGUACGCCGCGACCACGCCCUCGCAGAAGUACUAUCCCGCGACCCCCGCCGCCGGUGCCGCGCAGGCGCCGCUGGGCCUGGCUGACAUCCGCCCGCGCGCAAACUCGAGCAUGGAUCCCGAGGGCGGCCUGGGCGCGUCCAACGCCUUCGUCGCCGAGCAGAACAAGACGGCCACCAACAGCAGCUACCUGGCCCCGUGGAGCAUCUACGCCUACGACUGGUGCAAGUGGAACGUCCCCGGCGGCAACAGCGCCGGCAAGAUGGCCGUCGGCAGCUACAUCGAAGACAACCACAACUUCAUCCGCAUCCUCGACACCCACAUCACCCCGCAGCACGACGCCGCCCCGGGCGCUGCGCCCUUUGGCCUCGAGUACAGUGCCAUCGCCGAGGCAACCUGCUCCUUCCCCGUCACCCGCAUCCUGUGGGAGCCUCCGUCGUCGCAAAAGCAGUCGACUGACCUUCUGGCGACCUCGGGCGACCACUUGCGCCUGUGGUCGCUUCCCCAGCCAUCCGGCAACAACCUCAGCAACACCAUCUCACGGACGUCAUCGGUGAACACCAGAGAGCCUCAGCUGCCUAAGCUCACGCCGCUUGCUCUGCUGUCCAACUCGAAGACACCCGAGCACACCGCACCCCUGACGUCUCUCGACUGGAACACCAUGUCGCCCAAGCUCAUCAUCACCUCCAGCAUAGACACGACCUGCACGAUAUGGGACAUCCCAACCCUUACUGCGAAGACGCAGCUGAUUGCACACGACAAAGAGGUGUUCGAUGUCCGUUUCUGCGCAGGAAGCGUAGACGUGUUUGUGAGCUGUGGCGCUGACGGCAGUGUCCGCAUGUUUGACCUUCGAAGUCUGGAGCACAGUACCAUCAUCUAUGAGCCGUCCGAUAAGAACAACGACAAAGACAAAGGCUCCCCAACCGGCCGCAUGUCCCCAACAAAAGCUCAGCAGACCAUGUCCUAUGCGCCUCCCCUUCUCCGCCUCGCUGCUUCACCACACGACUCGCACCUCCUCGCCACCUUUGCUCAAGACUCGAACGUUGUCCGCAUUCUCGAUGUACGCCAACCGGGGCAGGCGCUCCUUGAGCUGCGCGGCCACUCUGCGGCGUUGAACAGCAUUGAGUGGAACCCAUCAAGGAGAGGCAUGCUCGCUUCUGGUGGCGACGACUCUCUCGUGCUUGUGUGGGACCUCUUGCACGCGAACACCGGCGCUGCAAUCAGCAGCGAGCACGCUGCUCCCCCGCAACCCGUUGUUGCGCCACAACCGGCCAAUGGUACAGGGGCCCAAAAUGUCCCCGUGGGACAAAAGGGUCCAUACGCCAGCUGGCGAUGUGACUACGAGGUUGGCAACAUCAGCUGGGCACCUCAAAGUGCCCUGACUGGGCAGGGUGGCGAUUGGGUGGGUGUCGCUGGAGGAAGAGGUGUCUGGGGCGUCAAAUUAUGA